GAUGGCUGCGGGCAAUAAUGGAGCGGUUUUUUUCUUAGGAAGCAGAGCUCAUUAUGAGGUAUUAGAACCACCAAACAAUUAUGACAUCGAAAAUGGAAAUACAUCGACAGAAACGAUUUACCAAAACCAAUCAGUUGAGGAGCUGUGGCCAAACGAACAGACGAAUAAACAUUCAGCCGACUUUGACGCUAAUUAUAACCCGGAAACGAUAAAUUGGAAUUAUUGCGAUCAAAAUAACACCGUGAUAUGUGAAGCGAAUAUGCCAGUGAGUUGUGUGAAGCGUCGCAUCAAACGUCGCUCGAGCGAGACUUUGCUUUGUGAUGAAAAACCGACUAUAAUGAAUGCCGUUGAGCAAGAUGAACAUUCAAAAUCAAAACCAUCUUGCAGAGUAUCUAUCCUCUCGUUCUUGGCGUCACUCGCGCGCAGGAAGCGGAACUUGGAGUCGGAGCAAGUGCAGUAUCUGCAACAUUUUGAAUCUGCGCUGACGAGCUGUACGUACAGGGAGUCGUGUCGGUGUCUGGAUUGUCAGAGUCGUUAUUUUGAAUGUGAGGAAGAAAGUGAUGAAUACAGCUCUGAUGAUGAUUAUGCCUCAUACAGUCCACAGGACGUCGCUAAUCAGGCUAUCAUAGAUUUGGAUGAUGAUGUGUUCAUUACAACUACUUCCGACAAUGACAAUACAUCAACAGAUCUUCUGUUAGACGAUCAGCAGGAGGAGGAGGAGCAAUCGGUGCAGGAGGUACUGGAAGACGAGGACACAGAUAAACAGCUGCAAAUGGAAGUGGCAGCGAGCACAUCUGCCAUGUUCAACAUACUUCUAUACCAUCCAUUUUCAUGUGCUAUACAAUAAGUGAUACGACACACCAGAACAGAGGAGACUUGGAAACGGCAUGGCUAUGUGUUCGUAAUUACUGAAAUGACGCUCCUAUUUCGAUCUCAGAUAUAAAGACUGAGUAUACAGAAUUUGAUGUCAUUUCCGUCUCCCUGUUCUGAAAUGAUAAAUAUUUAAUGGAAUACAUUCACGUGUUACACUGUAGCUGUCCAUCACGUACGAUGAAGAUUUAUAAGUCACUGAAAUAUUCAAUUAGUUAAAUAGAUAGUCAAAUGCAGACGCACAAGACGUUAUUGUUAUGUAUUAAGUAACUUCCACACGUAGGACUCCUUCAAUAACUCUACUAAAACGAGUGUUCAUAUUCGGGUUGUCCACUUCGCAACUAUUGAGUGAUUUUCUUUCAAAAUACUAGGCCAGUUUGAUUGGUAGUUUAUUUGCUAAUAUUUCUAUUUCACUUCUAAUUUCCUAUAAAGCCUGCGCCUGAACUCUCUCCGGUCGUUUAGGAUUUGACCCAUCGGUCCCAUCGGAUCGGAUCGGAUUAUGAGAGUCAGGGUGUGAUUUAGUAUUUGUCCACCUGUGUACGCACACACUAGUGCACUAUAAUAUGUCCUGUAGUUUGUAGAUCUUCCUUGCCACCCUGAUCGAUUCCGCCGAAAUCGGUGAGGACGACAUCACGACCUAUAAAGCUUAGGUAGGCGAUAAUCCAAGAGUUUAGUAUUGAAGUAGCAUCUUUUUAAUCACCUAGGCAACCUUUAACCUUAGCGCUAUUGAGGUUAUAUACUAUAAAGGCAAUAGGCUAAAUUAAAAGGACAGUUGAUUAUGCUUGUGCGUAUUACUGUAUUAUAUAAAUAUUCUUCUUUAUUAAAUGUCUUUAGAUUUUAAGGUAUAUGCUGUUAAAUUGCGGUGUAUGUUGUUAUAACCUUAGUGCCUCUACACUGGCUCACUCACCGUUCAUAUAGUUGUAGUCUAGUGAGCAGGUGGUACCAAAAAUGGGGCUGAUACUUGAUUUUAUUAAUAAUAAAUGUCUGAAUUUUACUGGAUAGAAAUCUAGCUGAGUUCUAGGAGAACGGUUUAUUGAUAGUAUGGAAUUGUAUUUAUAUUGAUUCAUGCUGGUUAUCGUUCGGUUCACGUUUUGAUUCGGAUUAAAGGCAGUUAUAGUUUUGCAACACGCUUUAAAUAUAUUUUAAGGUUAAAACGAUAUGUAGUUAGAUGUAUGGUAGCUGAACACAAAACAAAUUCUAAAUAUACAGUAAUAAUAUUAAUAGUUAUAGACGUCAUUAGUGUUAAUAUACAAUCAUUUUCGUGACCAUUUAAUAUUCACGUCAUAUAUUAAUUAAAACAGACGCCAUUGUUCUCUUAGGUUUAAUAAACUCCACGAUGCCAUGUCUGCUACACACUAUGGUUAACUGAAUAUGGUUUUUCACUCUUAACUAUCAAUGAGAGAUGGCAUUAUUGGAAGUCCUAUUAUUUUAGUUCAGGAACUCUGUGCAAAAGUAAAAUCACCAAAAUAUGCUGUUAUUAAGAAGUUUCUAAAUAGUAAUAGGCUUAGAAGAUUGUUCCUAAUAAACAAAGCAUUUAUUAUUAAAAAUAUAUCGCUUGCUAUUUGAUCAUACUAAUAAUAUUCUUAAUAAUAAUUAAAUAUUUAAAAAAAAUUAAAUAAUAUUACUAAAACAAUAUUAAAGUAUGACGCUAGGUUCAGAUCUUCGUCAAAUAAAUGGUAUUUAAAAAUAAUUCAAAUACUAAAGACAGCUAGUAAGCAUUAAAAUCAUCAAUAUUUAAAUUAGAAUUAUUUGUUAAUGCUUAUCUGUACCUGCUUUUAGAAAACAAGUGUUAUAAAAUAAAUAUAUAUAUAUCGUAGACUUUCCUUCAUUGAAGUUAUAAAAGAAAAAUGUGUAAUUUGCCACUUAUUUUGUUAGUUCAUAUAGAAACUACUGAAAAUAUAAAUUAAAAAUGUUUGCUUGUAUGAAAUCAAUAAAACUAUAUUCAGAAAUUAAAUUUCAAUUUAUUUGAGAUUACAUAAUUUCCACAAAAUCAUAAUAUUCCAGAUUAGAAAAUUGUAACUACACUUUAUUUUUUUUUUGUUAAAUAUUAACAAAAUUAAACCCUUCAAAGGCUGUCAUUGGCGACAAAAAACAAACAGUUACUUCUUAAUUAUACAAAAUCUACGCUUUCUUUUAAUUACAGUGUUUAUGGCGGUGUACAGCUUACAAAUAAACACAAUACAUUUAUUAUUACAAAACAAAAUUUAGUAUGAAUUACAAGUAACUAUUAAGCUUCUUCCACACACACCGAUUUUGGCAUAAUUCAACAAUAUUUUCUGUACAUAUUUUCAUCAUAGAACCAUAUUAUCACCGCCAAGAACAUGUCUUAUCUUAAUGUUAAGUUCCAGUGUAAAUCUAGCUUAAAUAUUAAUUUACAUUUUCCUAUCAAUGUUAAUUCUCAACGAGAGUUUUCUAAGAUGUAUGCGAGAUUUUAAAUUUAAACAUGACCCACAGUGAUCUGGCUUGUAUAAGUGAUACGCAAUGAGCGGUAACUUUAGCGUGUCCGUACAAGGCCGAACGUCAUUGGGGCUGCCA
This is a messenger RNA of Vanessa tameamea, 3405 nucleotides long. RefSeq lists its product as uncharacterized. The transcript is spliced from 6 exons. The record is from RefSeq and is a predicted model, not a curated record. Lineage: Eukaryota; Metazoa; Arthropoda; Insecta; Lepidoptera; Nymphalidae. Bases 2 to 847 code for a protein of 281 amino acids.